Neocloeon triangulifer is the source of this 1412-nucleotide messenger RNA. Its product is annotated as leucine carboxyl methyltransferase 1. Gene Ontology annotation, cellular component: cytosol. The record is from RefSeq and is a predicted model, not a curated record. Gene Ontology annotation, biological process: C-terminal protein methylation. The transcript has 5 exons. Lineage: Eukaryota; Metazoa; Arthropoda; Insecta; Ephemeroptera; Baetidae. Gene Ontology annotation, molecular function: protein C-terminal leucine carboxyl O-methyltransferase activity. The coding region runs from base 107 to 1066 and encodes 319 amino acids.
CGCUGACGUCGAACAUAGAGCAUAAUACAGCUGAAAAUUGCGAAGCAAAAUAAAAACACAACAAGAAACUUUUUAUGUGGAUGAAAGUUUCAUCAAUAAGGACGUCAUGCAGUGUCCGGUCGGCGACGAUGCGAUCAGAGCGACCAACGACGACGCCAGCGAGUGCAAAAGAUGUGCCAUCAACCUCGGCUACUGGCAGGACAAGUUCAUCAAUUUCUUUGUAAAGGCAGGAGAGAGGAAGGCUCCAGAAAUCAACAGAGGCUACUACGCUCGCUGCACGGCCGUCGGUCUGCUCAUCGAGCAGUUUAUUAAGAGAGUCGGCGAGGAAUGUCAAAUAAUUAACAUUGGAGCUGGCUUCGAUACCCUCUACUGGAGACUCAAGAGCAACGGCCUGCUGGUCAAGAACUUUGUUGAAAUGGACUUUCCGAAUGUGACGGCCAAGAAGUGUUAUGCAAUCAAAAGGAACAAAACUCUUCUUGAACAAAUCCACUCUGAAGACGGAGAAGUCAAAUUCAGCCCUACCGAUCUGCACUCGGCUAAUUAUCACCUCGUUGGAGUUGACUUAAGGCAGCUGUCCAAUGUCCAGAAAAAGUUGGUGGACAGUGAGAUCGACUGGUCGGUGCCCACCCUGCUGCUGGCCGAGUGUGUCCUUGUCUAUGUAGAACCAGAGCACAUCAGGUCCCUCCUUUCCUUUUUGGCAUCUCAACUUGCGUCUGCCCUUUUUGUCAAUUACGAGCAAGUCAACAUGGAUGACCGCUUCGGACAAAUCAUGUUGUCCAACUUGAGGGCUCGUGGGUGCGCCUUGGCCGGAGUUGAGGCCUGCAGAGACCUUGCGUCCCAGCAGCAGAGAUUUCUGGACACUGGUUGGGACGGUUCAAAAGCGUGGUCCAUGGAGGAGAUCUGGAACAUGUUGCCUCGGGAAGACAGAAACCGGAUCGAGAAAAUCGAGUUCCUCGACGAGACGGAGCUGCUGCAGCAGUUGUUUCAGCACUACUGCAUUUGCAUUGGCUGGAAGGAUCGAGGACAAGAGUCACUCUCCCUCGCUGACCUCCGGAUCGACCCUUGAAUUGUUGCAAGUCUGAUUUUUUGAAAGUCUGUAUUUCAGCCUGUUUUCUAGGAAUGUCUACAUUCACCCUUCGAGCCAUUUGCCAUUGUUAGUUUUGAGCUAGAGUUGUGUUGUUGAUUUAUCAUGAAAUGAUAACUUGCUGAUUUAAAUUACAUCUCAUUCAAAUAAAACUGUACUUAUUAAAAAUGUAAAGUUUCACAACAUGUCUUUCGGCUCACAAACAAGAGAAUAAAAAUCACAUUGUAAUAAUUAAUCAUAUUUUAAUGAAAUGUAAACAGGAAUAAUCAAGAGGUAGAAUCUAUCAACAUAAAUAAAAAGGUAACACAAUCAACGUAAUUAACAAAGU